CAGGUGCGCGUCCUCCGCGGCCUCGGCGCCAUCCAGCCCGGCGUCAACCGAUGCAAACCAUCACCAGGAAGGACUUCGAGACCCUCUACACGACUGCACCAACGCCAGUUCGCGACCGGGGAGACCUCCCAAGCGCUCUCUGGGGGUUGCAAUACAAGAGAACACACGCCUCCUGCCCCACGGAGUGCCAGGCCUCUUAUCACCAGGACUUAUCUCCCCAACAGAUUUAAGAACUUUGUUUUUCCCUGAUGAAAACCACAAAAAGUUUGCAGAGCUCAAGACUCUUCAAAUACAAGGUCUAACAGCAGCUGCUAUGGCCGAAGCAAUGAAAUUACAGAAGAUGAAGCUAAUGGCUAUGAACAGCCUCCAUGGAAGCGGGAGUCAGAAUGGGACAGAGUCGGAGAAUGAAGAGCUAAAUUCCAAUGCAGGUGGAAGUGAAUCCUCCUGGGAUAAAGAGAAACUUCAGUCUCCCAUCACGACGGGAUCUCAUCACGGAGUCAGCCAUGCGACGUUGUCAGGGCAGCCCAGUUUGGGAAGUGCCCAUCCUCUCAGCCCUCUGCAACAAAACCAUCUCCUCACAAAUAGGAUAGAUCUGCCUUUUAUGAUGAUGCCCCAUCCUCUUCUUCCAGUCGGCCUACCUCCUGCUUCUGUUGCAAUGGCUAUGAAUCAGAUGAACCAUCUCAACACUAUCGCUAACAUGGCUGCAGCAGCUCAGAUGCACAGCCCUCUUUCAAGAGCAGGAGCUUCAGUUAUAAAGGAGAGGAUUCAAGACAGCCCUUCGCCUGCUCCAUCUGUGGAAGAGGGCCACCGACCUGGGAGUCACGCCUCUUCACAUCAGAGCAGCAGCGUUUCCAGUUCCCCAUCCCAGCUUGAUAACACACCGGAUAGAAUUGGUAUAUUAUCAAAUAUUAGAGAAGGAGAACCUGUGCAUCCAGAGGCUGGGCUCAAUCCCAAAAAACUCCAUAAGGAAAAAGAAGAAGUCCAAAUCGCCAUCCCAAUAAUGAAACCGACUCUAGAAAAAGUCCAACUGGCUGGACAGACUCUGCCCCCUGGUUUCCCUGCGCCUUUUCUUUUUGCAGAUGGAUUGUCAUCAGUAGAAACUUUAUUAACCAAUAUACAGGGCUUGCUGAAAGUUGCUGUAGAUAAUGCCCGAGUACAAGAAAAACAGAUCCAGCAGGAGAAGAAGGAGCUGAAAAUGGAAUUGUGCAGGGAGAGAGAACUGAGAGAGAGUCUGGAAAGGCAACUCACAGCUGAACUGCAAAGCAGAGCCACAAUUCAAAAGCGCUUGAAGAAAGAGAAGAAAGCCAAGAGGAAAUUGCAAGAAGCCCUUGAGUUUGAAUCAAAGAGGAGAGAACAAGUGGAGCAGGCACUUAAACAAGCUACAUCAGGCGAUGGUCUCAGGAUGCUGAAUGAUGCUGGGAUUCCAGAGAUGGAAGUUGAACACAAUGGAACCCAACACGACAGUGCAGCAAUGCAAGAAAACAGAGCCUACAUCAAGCCUACUAUUAUGUAUUGAAGACACAUAAUAUGAAGUGGGAGUGGGAGAAGGUAAAGAUCACUCUUGGAAGACUGUACAACUCAUGGAAGAAGGCUCUUCUCACCUUUGAUGCCAUCAGUACUGUGUGGAGAACAGGAUUGGUAGCACUGAAAUGUGGACAGUGUCAAGCAGUUUACCAUUGAUACACUGAAAAAUGCUGGAAUGUCUGUGAAAAAUACCAAGAUGUGCCAGCUUGCUGUACCAAACCAACCUUGUUCCAGCACAUCAUUUUUGGUCCCAGAGGAAGAGCAGAGGAGAAAGAAAGUUUUAGCAUUUUUAAGCACAUAGAAGAAUGAUUCCUGGUUCCUCAUCAGAACUUCCCCAACCCCAAUGCUAUAACAUAUGGCACAAUGAAUUUAAUAAGCCGCAAGGGUUCUCACUGGCUGUAUGUCCUACAGGUCCAGUUUUAUCACCGAAUCAGUUCAACACGGAGCUGUUUCAACUGUUUAUAAAUUUAAGCUUUGUUUACUGAAGCUGAAACUCAAUAUAUAUUACGUUUUGAAGAUAAAAGUAUGUACAUUUUUUAAUAUGAUGAUAAUGAUGUAAAAAUUGUCCUUCCUUAGAUGAUCAGUUGGAGAGUGUAAACUUUAAAAACAAAACAAAACCAAUAGCUGAAAUAAUAAUGGAUGCUUUUUUAAAAAUCUGAGUUCUGCUUGGCUUUUGAUCUUUUAAAAAUGAAGCAGGAGGAAGGAUGAAUAUACGGUAGGAUGUUAGAUAAUGGAAACUUUAAAGUAUAGUUUCUCUGUUGUAUCAUAUUAAGUUAAAAGUACACUUUCUUUGUUUAAAAUGUUCUUGCUAAAAACUACAGUAUUAAAAACAUUUUUGUUUGA
Messenger RNA from Sceloporus undulatus (fence lizard), 2367 nucleotides. RefSeq names its product dachshund family transcription factor 2 (gene DACH2). Bases 314 to 1516 code for a protein of 400 amino acids. The record is from RefSeq and is a predicted model, not a curated record. Lineage: Eukaryota; Metazoa; Chordata; Lepidosauria; Squamata; Phrynosomatidae. The transcript has 13 exons.